AGGCUUUAGUGACCGAUAAAACAAGUAUAUUUUAAAAUAUAUAAAAAGUAUCCUCCUUAAAUUUUGUAGUCGGUUAAAAGGUGAAGCGAUACAUAAUGUUUAAAAUCAUGCUGAGAAUAUCAGCAGUUAUCUGCGCUAUACUGGUUGCAAGUCAGGGUCUAUCUGAGCCGUCAUACGUGCCGCAAGUGUCGCCAUCUGGCGAGCCCUCGUGUGCUCGCGGGCGCACUUACUGCGAGAAGAUUGCGGACUACCCUCGGGAUACUAUCCUUCAAUUGGUAAAGGCCGCCUCUAAUGAAAUGGGUAUAUUUUUGUCAGACAAACACUUGGUCCUUGACCAUGAACCUCAUAAACACCUUAAUUUCAAGCGCACAAAUACGUCCUCAACUCUGAAAAUGAGGGAUGAACAGCUGUGCGAAGCUGUGAUCAGGAUCAUAAAGCCUCUGGUGGCUCGCAACGAGAGGAACGAGUGGCGAUACAUAGUCAAUGUUCAACACAACGAGCAAAUCCUGGAGAUUGAGUAUUGCAAGCACAUAGAAAACAAAUGCAAAAUGGAGUUUAGAAACGACAUCCACUCCCGUUGUGAACAAAAGAUGAUGACCAAACGUCUCCUCGCUCUGGAUCCUUCUGGAAGAAAGUUGAUUUGGCACGACACCAUGCUGCCUUCAUGCUGUCAGUGCGUCUUGUACGAUGUACCCCGUAAACAUUAGAAAUUUGAAAAUAAUUCUGAUUUUUAUAAGAGAUGUGUCAUCAUAUUUUACAAGUUUUUACAUAAUAAAUUUAUUAUUAUUUACUUACUUAUGUAUGUGUGUACCUACUCGUAUUAAUUUUUACACAAUUUUCUAAUAAAAAAGAAGUACUUACUAUAAAAUAAAUAUUUGUGAGUUUUUCUUUUACAUUACACUAAAAAAACAGUUUAGAGCUUUUUUUAAAUACCAAUAAAUGUAAUUUAAAAUACCUAUUUAAGGUAAAAAUUAAAGGAGGAAUGAAAAAAUGAAAGGUCCUAAGUCAGGGUUACAAAACCACUGAUCUUUCUAUAAUAUAUUGACGCUAUGUUAUUUUAUAGACAUCAUACUGACAUUAAUAUCAUUGGGUUAUUGAG
Messenger RNA from Amyelois transitella, 1099 nucleotides. RefSeq names its product neurotrophin 1. The record is from RefSeq and is a predicted model, not a curated record. The transcript is spliced from 5 exons. The coding region runs from base 96 to 707 and encodes 203 amino acids. NCBI's taxonomy places the organism in Eukaryota, Metazoa, Arthropoda, Insecta, Lepidoptera, Pyralidae. Gene Ontology annotation, biological process: central nervous system formation; regulation of Toll signaling pathway; innate immune response. Gene Ontology annotation, molecular function: Toll binding; growth factor activity. Gene Ontology annotation, cellular component: extracellular region.